AUGACAAGCUGGGAUGGAGGACAUGGACAUGGUAUGCGCCGUUUGUCCUACCAUUGGGGAACGGGGGGUUCUGAAGGUGGUGGGGAAGGUGCGCACGGCGUCUUCGUGGAAGGAGACACCAUUGAUUCUAGACGGUGGUUGCUGUCGCUGUUCGGUGGGUCGAUCUCCUUUAUACCGGGGUGGGUAGAUGAGGACAGAACGGUUAGUGGGUGUCAGCACUGCGCGGAGUGGGCAGCGCUACCUAUGCGGGUGGGGUGGUUCGACGCGUCACUUUUCGUGUCAUGGAAGGAGCAGUUGGCUUCUUGUUGUCCGCCACGUGCGAUACGGCAGUCCCUGGGAGGGCGGACCGUCUACAGUAAGUUGGACCUCCGAAACGGUUUCUGCAACAUACCGUUGGCUGAGGACAGUAGGAAACACACAGGUUUCGUGGUGAGUGGGGUGGGCACAUUUGAGUGGAAUGUGUUGCCACAAGGACAUCGCUGUUCUCCAGGUCAGUUUCAGCGGAUUAUGGAGCAUGUGUUGGCAGAGGAGAUUCGUUCGGGAGCUGUCAUCGAUUACCUCGGCGAUAUUAUUAUCGCGACGCAUUCUAGAGAGGCUCAUUGGGUCGACGUGGAAGCUGUGUUGAGAAAAUUGAGAUCGUAUGGGUUGGCUGAGGAUAAGGUUGUGCUCGGCUCUGUUGAUAAGGCUGUUCCUAAAAGCAUAAUCAGGGGGGGGACAAGUGAGUGUCCAUCCCGAUAG
Molecule: messenger RNA, 738 nt
Organism: Gregarina niphandrodes
Lineage: Eukaryota; Apicomplexa; Conoidasida; Eugregarinorida; Gregarinidae
Product: RNA-directed DNA polymerase
Exons: 1
Coding region: 1-738 (245 amino acids)
Source: RefSeq, a predicted model, not a curated record